UUCAGCAGGCUGCCGUUUGUCUUGUUAACGUCACAUUCUGUCCUUCAGAAGCUCAGUUUUCCAUCCUGACCUUUAACAUCUCCACCACGCUCUGAGGACAGAAUGAAACCACACACUGACUGGAAAAACCACACCACUGCUGCUGACGGGAAACCGUUAGAACGUUCUGUUCAGGGUUCUAACAACGUUUCUCCUCACUUCUGUUCCCCUACAGACAGCAAUAGGAGGACAAACUUUCAGACUUUAACCUCAGGAUGGACGAUCUGAUCUCCAGCUGGUUUCUGGACCGGUUCUCCACUUCCUGAUCUUCUGUCAGGAUGGAUGAUCUGACCUCCAGUUGAUGGUUUCUCUACUCAGAUUCUCCACUUUCUGAUCUUCUGUCAGCUGUUUCUGAGAAACCCACAGCAGACAGGAAGUGGCUUCACCUCAGCGUUGGGUUUAUUUGGAUGACAGUCGGCUGAGAUGAAGACGUCUCUUCUGAAGCUGCUGCUCGCGCUGACCACACCGCUGCACUGCACGUCCAACUCAGCCAUUCUGACUGUGAGUCCCAGAAGAUCUCAGUUUUUUGAAGGAGAUUCUGUUUCUCUGAGCUGUGAGGAUGAAGACAGAUCUGCUGGAUGGACUCUGAGGAGAAACACCACCAGAGAAACCAGAACUCUGUGUAGAGAUGGAUGGGGAGAACAAUCUGGUUCUACUUGUAACAUCGACCACAUAGUUCCACAGGACAGUGGAGUUUACUGGUGUGAGUCCAUGGAGGCAGCAGCCAGUCAGAGCAUCAACCUCACUGUUUCUGGUGGAUCAGUGAUCCUGCAGAGUCCUGUCCUCCCUGUGAUGGAGGGAGAUCCCCUCACUCUGAGCUGUCAAUCAAAGCAGGACUCCCCCCUCCCAGCUGCUUUCUAUAAAGAUGGCUCCCUCAUCAGGACUGAGCCCGGAGGUCACAUGACCAUCCUCCAUGUUUCCAGGUCUGAUGAAGGCCUCUACAGGUGUAACACCAGCAGUCAUGGAGAGUCUCCAUCCAGCUGGAUCUCUGUCACAGUUCUGCUCUCACUGAUGAGCUGCAGAACAAACCAGGUGAAGCUGAACCUGAGUCCCAACAGAUCUCAGUUUUUUAGAGGAGAUUCUGUUUCUCUGAGCUGUGAGGAUGAAGACAGAUCUGCUGGAUGGACUCUGAGGAGAAACACCACCAGAAGAACCAGAACUCAGUGUGGAGAUGGAUGGGGAAGACCAUCUGGUUCCAGCUGUACCAUCAGCAACAUGUUUCCACAUGACAGUGGAGUUUACUGGUGUGAGUCCAUGGAGGCAGCAGCCAGUCAGAGCAUCAACCUCACUGUUUCUGGUGGAUCAGUGAUCCUGCAGAGUCCUGUCCUCCCUGUGAUGGAGGGAGAUCCCCUCACUCUGAGCUGUCAAUCAAAGCAGGACUCCCCCCUCCCAGCUGCUUUCUAUAAAGAUGGCUCCCUCAUCAGGACUGAGCCCGGAGGUCACAUGACCAUCCUCCAUGUUUCCAGGUCUGAUGAAGGCCUCUACAGGUGUAACACCAGCAGUCAUGGAGAGUCUCCAUCCAGCUGGAUCUCUGUCACAGGUAAACCUACAACCUCAGCUCCGCCCCCUUCCUCAGCCCCUCCCCCUUCUUCAGCUCCGCCCCCUGUCUCCUCCUCCCUCCAUCUUGUCUUCAGGCUGCUCUGCCACCUGGUGGUGUUCUGUCCAUACUUCAUCUCUACUGGCCUCAUGGUGUCUUUGUAUCGACACAGAGCUACAGGAAAUGACUUUCCUGUCUCCAUGGUGAUGGCCCCGCCCACACAGGCUGAGCAGGGAUUGGAUGAUGACUAUGAUGACAUCAUCACUGCUGUGACCACGGAGCAUCAGUUCUGAGCUGAACUCAGGAUCCUCCAAUCAGAAAGUGUGUUUAUUUUAUCAUGUAAUUGUGCUGUUUCCUGUCUUUGCGUUCACUUUGUAUCAUUGCUGGGGUUUUUUUAUUUCU
Messenger RNA from Acanthochromis polyacanthus (spiny chromis), 1978 nucleotides. RefSeq names its product high affinity immunoglobulin gamma Fc receptor I-like. NCBI's taxonomy places the organism in Eukaryota, Metazoa, Chordata, Actinopteri, Pomacentridae. The coding region runs from base 463 to 1869 and encodes 468 amino acids. Gene Ontology annotation, molecular function: transmembrane signaling receptor activity. Gene Ontology annotation, biological process: cell surface receptor signaling pathway. The record is from RefSeq and is a predicted model, not a curated record. The transcript is spliced from 9 exons.